Messenger RNA from Lodderomyces jiufengensis, 2886 nucleotides. RefSeq names its product Ifh1p (gene IFH1). The transcript has a single exon. Lineage: Eukaryota; Fungi; Ascomycota; Pichiomycetes; Serinales; Debaryomycetaceae. The coding region runs from base 1 to 2886 and encodes 961 amino acids. Gene Ontology annotation, molecular function: transcription coregulator activity. The record is from RefSeq and is a predicted model, not a curated record. Gene Ontology annotation, biological process: regulation of ribosomal protein gene transcription by RNA polymerase II.
AUGCCUAAAAGUCCAAAUAGUAUUGGAUAUCAGAAUAAUUCUCAUUCGGGUAAAUCAAAAUCAUCUACUUAUUCAAAUUCAUCAAAUUUUGGUAAAAAUCAAUCAUUUAAUAAUAUUAAUCAUAAUUUUGGUGGUAAAAAUUUAAAGUCUUUAAAUAAAAGAAAAUUUAGUAUUGCAAAUUCUACUUCGUCAUCAUCAAGGGGAUCAUCAGAUAAUGAUAAUGAUUUUAUAGAUGAUUAUGAUUCACAAUCUACAAAAAUUAAUCAUGCUGAUAAAAUUAAAUCUCAAGGAUCAAGGUCAAAAAAUUCAAAAGAAGUUCAUUAUAUUGACUCAGAUUCGAAUUCAGAUUCUUCUUUAACUGCAUUUUCGGAUAAUGAUGAUUCCUACGUUAAAAAUAAAAAACAACAAAAAAACCAAUUAUAUUCAUCAGGUGGUAAAAAAAGUAUAAGUAGUGGUAAAAAGAAUAAAUUUGGUAGAAAGGAACUACCGAAAAAGACUUUAGAUUAUACUAAAAAUAAACAUUAUCAAGAAGAUGCUAUUAUGUUAUCUUCAGAUGAAGAAGAAGGUUCAGUAGAUGAUCAAAAAGAUGAAGAAGAUGAAGACAACGAAGAACAAGCUCAUUUAGCUGGAUUAUAUUCAUUAAUGAAUAAAGGUAAACAAAUAAGAGCUUAUGAUUCAAAUGAAAGUAAUAAUGAAGAUUCAGAUGAAGAAGUGUUUAGUUCAUCAGAUGAUGAUUCAGAUGUUGAUUUUGUUAAAUUACAAAAACAACAAAAAGCUCAGUCAUUAAAAGCUGCAAAAGCUUUAAAAGGUUUGAAAAGAACUAGUAAAUCAAAUAAUGCAGAAAAUUCACAAUCAGAAUCGGAAUCAGAAUCAAGUACAGAAUCAAGUUCAGAAUCAGAAGAUGAAGAACCACAAUCCCAUAGGAAAAACAAAUCAGAACCACCACAAGUUCAACAAAGACGUAAAAGUUUAAUGAAAUUUGGUAGAAGGAAAUCAGAUGCAGUUUUACCUGAUUUAAAUUUUACAUUUGAUUUUGGUAAUGAAUUUGGUAAUGAUAAUGAUGAAGCAAUAAAAGAUGAACCAAUAACAAAAGUUGAAGAAGAAGACAUUGGUGAAGAAAUUGAUUAUUCACCUUCAUUAAAUAAUUUAGAUUCACAAUCAAAAGAAUCAAAUAAUCAAUUUGAUUUUGAAUUUGAUACUAAUUUAUUACAUAUCCCCAAAAUUGAUGAAAGUGAAAUCAAUUCAGAUGAAGAUUAUGAAAUUGAUGAUAAUGAAUUACUAGCAACUUUACAAGCUGAAAAUGAUGUUGAUGAAUUUUUACCAAAUAUUUCAAUUGAUGAUAAAGAUUUAAUACAUUCUGAAAGAAUAAGGAAUUCAUCAAUAACUUCUUCUGUAAAUGAAAACGAUUCACUUUCACAUCAAAAUGAUUAUUCAAUAGACGAGAAUGGAGAUGAAGAUGAUGAUAAUGAUCCAUUUUUAAAAGAAGAAGAAAAAUAUUUAGUUAAUGAAUUUGAAAAUAAUGGAUUUGAUGUAUUUGAUGAUGAUGAAGAAGAUGAAGAAGAUGAAGAAGAAGAAUUUACAUUUGAUGAUAAUGGAGAGUAUUCAACUUCCAAAAAAAUUGUGAAUGCAUUUAAGGGGAUUGGAGAAGAUAAAUCAAAACCAAUAGUACAAUAUGAAAGUAGUGCAUCUAAUGAAAGUGAAUAUGAUGAAGAUGAAUAUGUUGAUUUUAUUGAAUUUGAUUUACCAUUAUUUGAUAAAUCUUCAGCCGAAGAAGAAGAAGAAGAAGAAACAAAAGAUGGCGAAAUCAAAAGGAAUAGCUCAAGAAAGACCAAAAAGAAACUUACGAAUAGUGAUGAAGAUGAUGAUACUUAUUUAUGGAAUUAUUUUUUCAGUUCUGAUAAUGAAUCAGAUAAUAAUGAUCAAAGUGAAAAUAAUGAAGAAUUUAAAAGAAAAAAUUCAUCAUCAUCAUCUAACAAUAAUCAAGGAAAAAAAUCAACAAAUAAAAAGAAACAUUCAAAUUCAUUUUCUCAAUAUCAUCAAAUAAUGAAUUUUGAUUUCGACAAUCAUCACAAAAAGAAUAAGAAAUCACAUACAAAUUCAAAUGAUAUAAAAAUUCAAGGGUUUGAUGAGGAUGAAGAAGAAAAAGACGAAGAUGAUGAUCAACAUUAUGAUAGUUCAGAAUCUACUGACCUUGAUGAAUCAUUACCAAAAACAACUCAAUUUACAAAAAUUCCAGGUUCAAAAAAGGCAACAGAAGUAUUAUCUUCAAAAACAGCAGAUUAUAGACCUCCAAUGUUAGGUUCUUGGGUAACAAUAGAUAGUAAACCUUUUGGAAUAAUUGAUGGAUUAAGUACAAGAACUUUACAACCUAAUAAACAACAAGAACCAAGACAUUUUAAUAAUAAAUUUAAUUCAAGUGGUGGUGAUAAUAAUAAUCACUCAUCAGGAUUUACAACAACUGAAUCAUCUUCAACCAACAAAAGUGUUUUACCUACAACACAUAACACAAAUAAUCAAUCAUCACCAUCAUCAACAACAUCGACAUCAACAACGUCAAUACCACAACAAUUACCAAUUCAAUCACAACAUCAACAAAAAAAAAAUUUAUUACAACAAGAUGAUCAAGUAUUAAAUUUAGAUGAAUUAUUAAAUAUUAGUGAAUUAGAUAAUAAUGAUGAAAAUGAUGUACGAAUAUGGAGAGAUUUUUCAAAUUCUCAAAAAUCAAGAGUACCAUUGGGAGCAUUUAGAAAUAAAUCUAUUUUACAUAAUCAUCAUCAUCAUCAUCAUCAUCACAACCAAAAUCCGAAAGUUAGGAAACCUGGAAAAGGAUCUUCGAAAGUGAAACGAAGGAGGGUUUCUGUGAUUGAAGCGUUAUUUGAUAAUUAG